ACGUAGCGGCAGGGAGGGGUUCUUUCCCCGGUCCGGCAGCUGAGGCUCGGCGCUCGGGUUACCCCUGCAGCGACGCCCCCUGGUCCCACCGGUACCGCUGCUGCUCCCGCCCCUUCGCUCCCCGGCCGCGCAAUGGGCACCCGCGACGACGAGUACGACUAUCUCUUCAAAGUUGUCCUUAUUGGAGAUUCUGGUGUUGGAAAGAGUAAUCUCUUGUCUCGAUUUACUCGAAAUGAGUUUAAUCUCGAAAGUAAGAGCACCAUUGGAGUAGAGUUUGCAACAAGAAGCAUCCAGGUUGAUGGGAAAACAAUAAAGGCACAGAUAUGGGACACGGCAGGGCAGGAGCGAUACCGAGCUAUAACAUCAGCAUAUUAUCGUGGAGCUGUAGGUGCCUUACUGGUGUAUGACAUUGCUAAGCAUCUCACAUAUGAAAAUGUAGAACGAUGGCUGAAAGAACUGAGAGAUCAUGCUGAUAGUAACAUUGUUAUCAUGCUUGUGGGCAAUAAAAGUGAUUUGCGUCAUCUCAGGGCAGUUCCUACAGAUGAAGCAAGAGCUUUUGCAGAAAAGAAUGGUUUGUCAUUCAUUGAGACUUCCGCUCUAGACUCUACAAAUGUAGAAGCUGCUUUUCAGACAAUUCUGACAGAGAUAUACCGCAUUGUUUCCCAGAAGCAAAUGUCAGACAGACGUGAAAAUGACAUGUCUCCAAGCAACAAUGUGGUUCCUAUUCAUGUUCCACCAACCACUGAAAACAAGCCAAAGGUGCAGUGCUGUCAGAACAUAUAAGGCAUUUCUCUUCUCCCCUAGAAGGCUGUGUAUAGUCCAUUUCCCAGGUCUGAGAUUUAAAUAUAUUUGUAAUUCUUGUGGUCACUUUGUGUUUUAUUACUUCCUCAUACUUAUGAAUUUUCCCAUGUCUUAAGUCUUUUGAUUUUAGCUUUAUAAAAUCAUCCACUUGUCCCGAAUGACUGCAGCUUUUUUUCAUGCUAUGGCUUCACUAGCCUUAGUUUAAUAAACUGAAUGUUUGGAUUCCUCAGUUAUUGUUUACUUUUCAUCAAGGAAGCCUGUCACUGUAGGACACAUUUAGAACUUGAUCACUUGAAGCUCAGACCUAUUGGUCUUGAUCAAAUCAAACUAAGAAGACUUUAGAAGAAAUAAGCUACCAUUUUGCCACAGAGCAGCUUAUAAGGAGCAGCUUAUAUCAUACACUCUUCUCUCAAUGCAGUGUAUAUUUCCACAAAUCUAAGAAUUGCCCUAUACACAUAGCAGGAUUUUGAGAGCUUGAAAAUUUUCCAUUAUUCUGGAAAUCAAUUUCUAAAAUGCCUUAAUAGGGUUAAGUAGUCUAGUAAAUUUUGUUUUUUAAUUUUUGUAAGCAUCAAAGUGAUUAGAGAGGGGGACAGUUUUUUCUGGACGAGGAUUAUGUUAAUAAACAAAAGCUUGUUAUAUGGUUUCAGUAGCAGUGUGGUUAUGGAGCCAUAUUUAAACCAGGCUGCCUGGCAGGCUGGGAACUCGAGAGACUAGUGGAAUUCCAUCUGCGAUGCCUCUGUUGCACAUGAUUAGGCAGCCCAAAUCCUUGAACUCUAAUUUCCCAGCAGUAGAUUAUGUGGCAUUUUAUUGCUCAGGCAAGAACUGGUUUAAUGCUGUUAGUAUCAAAUUGUGAAGUGUUAAUUUUGUCCUAAAACCUUCCAGUAAAUGAAAUGCAACCAAGUUUUAUCACCAUCUCUAUCAGCAGGCAUGGAUAAUUAUUUUAACAAUGCUGAUUUUUGAGUUUUGCAACAUAUUGUGGAAUAUAGUCCAGUUGAAUAUCUGGUUUCAGUAUGUCUAAAGAAUUUAGUGAGAGGUUAAUUUCUGCUCAAGUUGUACCACUUAAAGGCAUGUAUUCUUUUAGUACGUAGUACCUUGAGUUUAAAUAGAAUGCAUUUAGGCAUUAUUCAAAGCUGAACUACUUUAUCCCCCCACUACAUUAUUGAAAUCAGUGGAGCAACUAGUUUCCCAUUUUAAAUGUGCACACUAAUACUGAGUUUUACUUUCUUGUGGAUAAUAUUAAGCACUUAACUCUGCAGUGUUCUGAAAGUUGUGUCGAUUGAAUUGAUACUAUUCAGGAUGGUGGAAUAUCCCCCAAGUAUAAAAAUGUAUGUGUGUGGGCUUGCAUAGAUUACUAUGUUUCAUAGUUAAUCUGUCUUUUGCAGUGCUCAUGACGUGUGGGGCACACGGAAGGCAUUGCUGUGGUCAUUCUUUUUGGUUUUCUUCUGUAGCCAUUUAUUAUUUAGAGUAUUGGUUGGUUAUGAAGAUAAUAUUAUCUAUUUGUAAAUCGCUACUUUGUAUUUUAUGCAUGCUCUGUAACUUGAUUUAUUUUUAUUUUUAUUUUAUUUUUUAGUUAUUGAUUUGGAAUAUAUUCACAUUCUAAUAAACAGUUAUAGGGGGACUAUU
Molecule: messenger RNA, 2424 nt
Organism: Nyctereutes procyonoides (raccoon dog)
Lineage: Eukaryota; Metazoa; Chordata; Mammalia; Carnivora; Canidae
Gene: RAB11A
Product: RAB11A, member RAS oncogene family
Exons: 5
Coding region: 133-783 (216 amino acids)
Biological process (GO): exocytosis; neurotransmitter receptor transport, endosome to postsynaptic membrane; melanosome transport
Cellular component (GO): axon; transport vesicle; postsynaptic recycling endosome
Molecular function (GO): GTP binding; GTPase activity
Source: RefSeq, a predicted model, not a curated record